AUGGAUUCAACAGGAUUGUCAAUGGAUACAACAACUAUAAUUUCAGCAGUGCUGGAAGGAAUCUUAUAUGGCUUUUUAGUCCUCAUGUUUAUUGGUACCAUAUGGGCAUCAACCUACAAACAGAAUGUCAAUCGCUCAAUUAUUUUGGUGGCAAUCCUGCUGUUCAUACUAAGCACCGCACACAUCAUCGUAGACAUCAUUCGUCUUGAAAAUGGAUUUAUCAAGUAUCGCGAUACUUUCCCUGGUGGACCAGCAGCGUUCUUCCAAGAUAUCAGCCAGCCAACGUUUUUCGCUAAGAAUAUGAUAUACGCCUUUCAAACUAUGCUUGGCGAUGGUGUGCUGAUUUAUCGCUGUUACGUGGUUUGGCAAUCCAUCGGGAUUAUCAUUAUACCAAGCCUGCUGUGGUGCACCUGCUCAGCGACUACUUUCAUUGCGAAUUACUACGCUUUGCAGGCGAAUGGUGGAAAUGUCUUCAUCGAUCAGACUAGAGCAUGGGUUGUUGCCAUGGUUGCCUUGACACUUGCAACAAAUCUGAUGUCGUCGGGAUUACUUGCAUAUCGUAUCUGGAUGAUGGAGCGCAAAGUCUCUGCAAUGCGUGCUGCGAGCGACACUUUGAUGCCUAUUGUGCGUGUGCUUGUGGACGCCGCUAUCAUGUAUUCUGGGAUGCUCCUUGUCAUGCUAAUCUGUUUCGUCUCCGACAACAAUGCCCAAUUUAUUAUACAAGACAUGAUGAUGCCUAUUAUCCCGAUCGCAUUCUACAUGGUUUUUGUUCGCAUCACAUUCAGGAACAUCACU
Suillus subaureus is the source of this 795-nucleotide messenger RNA. RefSeq lists its product as uncharacterized. Lineage: Eukaryota; Fungi; Basidiomycota; Agaricomycetes; Boletales; Suillaceae. The annotation marks the transcript as partial. The transcript has 7 exons. The record is from RefSeq and is a predicted model, not a curated record.